Phytophthora nicotianae INRA-310 is the source of this 1125-nucleotide messenger RNA. RefSeq lists its product as hypothetical. The transcript has 2 exons. The coding region runs from base 1 to 1125 and encodes 374 amino acids. The record is from RefSeq and is a predicted model, not a curated record. NCBI's taxonomy places the organism in Eukaryota, Oomycota, Peronosporomycetes, Peronosporales, Peronosporaceae.
AUGUCGGAGAGCGAGAGCAACUCUGACCAGUCUGCUAGCGACUCUGAAGUUGCUGGGGAUUCAUCUACAGCGUGGAAAUUUAUUGAUGAGCCCUCACCCCAGCUUCACGUAGAGGAUGUGGAAGAAUUUCUGCUGAGCAAGGCUAGAACAGAGGCAAAUCGUGUUGCCAAGAAGUUGUUAGUGCGCAUUUUUGGCACUGAACACCGCCUUCCAUCAGAUGUGACCACGCAAGACAUCAUGAAAGCUUGGUUGGAUCCGUCAUUUCUUGCUGUCGCGCAGCGGCACGUGAACAGCAGUCUGGCACAAUCUGCGUUCGUAUCACGUUCGGAUUUACUGAAGUUUUUGCAAGUGGAAUUAUGGCUGGCAUUCUAUUCAGUGUCGCCAUCAAAUUUUUACGAGCGCUCAAAUAAGCAGUACUAUCCGCCGGUGAAAUCCGUUAUGCCAUCCAAGCGAUACUUUGCUAUCCUGCGCGCGUUUGGCAAACCCAAUGCAGAAGACGAUGUAUCGUCAACACACUGGAAAGCUCCUUUUCAGCAUGAUCCUAAUUUGUCUCACGCGAUGGAUGAACUAUGUCGACUCUGUUCCAGAUUUGGCUUUGUUUCUGAGGUAUCAAUUGCGAGCCUCGACGACGAUUUGCUACGCCUUCGAUCGAGUGCAGUGGAUGAUCUUGGGUUAAAUCGAACUCGAAACCCUAAGAAGGGAUAUGGUCCUGUUCAACAUGGAAUAGUGUCACUUGCGACAGGUCUCUUUCUCGGUGGACAUAUUGCCUCCAAGGGAGAGACUGUGGUUGAUGUAGUGAAGAUUCUUCAACGUGGAUUGUGUGGAGCAACUACAGACAGUCAGAUUCGUUUGCCAGGGAUAAUGUUUGCGUUAGACAGAGGAUAUCAAUCCAAGGAAGUCAACAAGCAAAUUCUGGAGUGUGGGGCUGCGAUUAUUGGAACACACAAGAAGAAUUCAAGUUUUCCUUUCACAUUUGGGGCAGCUCCAAAAAACACCAAAAACUUGUCCGUGAGCAAGGUGCAAAAUAUGCACAUUGGGCAGUAUCUAAACCUGUGCAGCGGGGUGCAGCUAAACCGAAUCAACCUUCAUACGCUUUGGCGUACCGAUCAGGUCUCGGAAAUGUAG